Leptomonas pyrrhocoris is the source of this 900-nucleotide messenger RNA. RefSeq lists its product as hypothetical. The transcript has a single exon. Lineage: Eukaryota; Euglenozoa; Kinetoplastea; Trypanosomatida; Trypanosomatidae. Bases 325 to 900 code for a protein of 191 amino acids. The record is from RefSeq and is a predicted model, not a curated record.
GCUGCCCAGCCGGAUCGCCUCACAUUCGGACAUACGCGUACGCUAGGCCGGCGCCUCAUUGAAGUGGCGACGGAGCACCUCCUUGAAUGUGAGCAGCGCUCGUUCGCACAGAAAAGAAAAACAGCAGUCAUUGUCGCCCACUUGGUUCACUCGGUGUCGUUGAUAACGCCAAGCGUAGAUCUCAGACGACAAAGCUGCAUAGAGGCUUUUUUUGUAGUGGUGGUGGUCAUCGUUGUUUUACUCUUCCAAUCCUUCGGUGGUGUAUGUGUACGAUAACUGUUGUUAACGUUGCCGCAGCCGUCGAGGAAUGAUUUGCGUCCGCAUAUGCACAUCUCCGCCAACUCACUCGUGCGUUUUGGGCUCGUCGCAAUCGGCAUCUCCGGCGCUGGUCUCGGUGGGCGGUACGUCUACAACGUGUACGAGCAGCGACACCCCGCUCGCAACGACAGAUUGCUCCAGCUCGCCGCCAUCGCACUCUCCGGCGAGGUAAUCAGCAAGGCACUGAACGACGCGGAGGUGCAGGAGCAGCUGCGUGUGUUCGGGCUGCAGCUUCUCACGCACCCCGUUGUGGUGGCGGAGUUGAAGAAGUUUUUUAUUCGCGAGCUCACCACCGACACGCCGACGCGUGCGGCGCUGCGCGCCUUUGUUGUUCGUGACAUUAUCAAAGACGAGUGGGUCAAGGAGGAACUGAUUGGGGUGGCGGAGAACCUGGUGGACUCGGUGAAGGACAAUCCGGACUUGUACCCAUCGCGCGUGCUCAGCUGGCUUGGCGGUUGCGCCCUGGAAGGGAUGCGGCGAGACGAGUUUAAGGCGGCGGUACGAGCCAGCGGAAAGAAGGCGCUCUGGAUUGCCUUCAUCGGUCCGCCGCCGCCUGACACACCGUUCGACCCGCCGUUUUGA